Molecule: messenger RNA, 1713 nt
Organism: Lucilia cuprina (Australian sheep blowfly)
Lineage: Eukaryota; Metazoa; Arthropoda; Insecta; Diptera; Calliphoridae
Product: protein ANTAGONIST OF LIKE HETEROCHROMATIN PROTEIN 1-like
Exons: 2
Coding region: 190-1182 (330 amino acids)
Source: RefSeq, a predicted model, not a curated record
GGCAAUAAUUGCCACAUUCCAGUCACACGAUUGUUCUAGUAUAUGGCAACUCUGAGAAACAGCUGUUGUACUAGAUUUGUUUUGUUUACAAAAAUAUAGAAAAUUUUAAUAUAUUCGUGGAAAAAUGAGUUGUUCAUUGAAAAAAAAAGAAAAUUGCGUCGGCUUUAAUUAUCACGUGUGCACUUGAAGAUGAAAAAAACGAAAAAAAGAAAUCUUAAAAGAAGUAUAUGGGUCAGAGAGUGGCUCACAAAAAGAAAUACUGAUGGCGCAUAUAAAAAAGCACUGAUGGAGUUUCGAGAAAUAGAAAACCAACACUUUUUGUUCAACAAUUUUUUAAGGAUGAAUGAUGAAACAUUUAAGGAAUUAUUGCAUCUAGUGUCACCAUAUAUCGCAAAACAGGACACAAAUAUGCGUAAGGCAAUUCCAGCACAAGAACGCUUAGCUGUAACUCUCCGAUUUCUGGCUUCUGGAGAUAGCUACAAAAGACUUUCGGUCUUAUUUCGUAUAGCCCCUAACACCAUAUCACUUUUUGUAUCAAGUGUUUGUGAUGCAAUUUAUAAAGCAUUGAAAGGUUCAUACUUAAAGGUACUAUCAACACAAGAAGAAUGGAAUGAAGUAGCAUUUAAAUUUAACAAUCUGUGGAAUUUUCCGAAUUGCAUCGGGGCGGUUGACGGCAAACAUGUUCAAAUGGUCGCACCACCGAAUUCAGGAAGCACAUUUUAUAAUUAUAAAGGCACGCAUAGUAUAGUGCUAAUGGCUGUUGUUGAUGCCGAAUAUAACUUUUUGUAUGUUGAUGUUGGUUGCAACGGCCGUGUAUCGGAUGGUGGAGUAUUCGGAAACUGUUCCUUUCAAUGUGCUCUAGAUAACAACGAUCUUAAUUUGCCACCACCGAAACCACUACCAGGUCGUCAAGCAUCCGUACCAUUUGUUCUAGUUGCAGAUGAUGCUUUUCGCAUGCAGAAGCAUUUGCUGAAACCAUAUCCCGGUAAAAGUUUAUCUGCCGGACAGAGAAUAUUUAACUACAGGUUAUCUAGAGCUCGACGUAUCGUAGAAAAUGCAUUUGGUAUUAUGGCAAAGCGCUUUCAAGUAUUUGCAUGUCCUUCUAAACUAAAUGCGGAGAAAACUACUUCUAUAACUUUAGCCUGCUGUGCCCUGCACAAUUUUUUGUUAAAAAAAAGGUAAAUUACACAACACCGCUGCUUACAGAUCGUUAUGAUGAUAACGGUGCUUUUAUUCCGAGGACAUGGAGAAAUGAUUUUCCACUGACAGCAGUGAGUGGAACAGAAAAUACUGCAAGCUCUUACAUAAGUAAUGAAGCAAAGGCUAUUCGUGAAGAACUAGAAGAAUAUUUUAUGUCAGCAACUGGUGAAUUGCCCGGGCAAUAUAAAUAUAUAUAAUCACACUGAUUGUUGGCUAAUUUAAAAAAAAGAUGCAUUUUACUCAUUACAAUAUCUUAUAAUAUUUUAGAAAUGUUUAAAUUCGGAGAUGAAACUAUUUUAUAAGAAACCGUACUAUCUACUCAUGAGUUAAAUACAUCCCUCCUUUUAAAAAUUAGACAAAAACAAAAUUUUUUAUUGAAACUAAAUUUUUUUAAAAAUUGUUGUACUCGACAAAAACCUUCCAGAAACAAAGAAACUAUUUUCUAAACAGUUUCAAUUCAAAUAUUUGUCACAUAUUGAAAUUGAUUCAAUUAAUCUAUGAAUAUCACAUCAA